AUCCCUCUGUGGCUGGGCAGCGCUGGCAGCCAGGCUGGGCUGGAGGGGAGCAGUGGCAGCACACCCCCCGGGCAGCACAGACCGGCUUUGUGCUAGCAGCAAUGGGCCAUCCGAGCCCCUUCCCUGCCGCCUCGCUUUUUUUUUGCAGCCACCAGCAGUUUCAACAAUAGCCAGAGGCCGUGUGAAGGGAGCGCGUGAGUGGCGAGCCCGGCUGCACAGCCCCGAGGGACGUGGGCACAGAGCCUCCUUGUCCCUCAGACUUUUUGGGAGCUUCUGUAUGGCAGCUGUUGGCAUGCCGAUGCUGAGUACCUCCUCAGCUCCAGGACAGUGGGGCUACCCAGCUGGCCCCAUGCAUCAUCCUCCCAGGGCUUGGCUUCACCCCACGGUGCAAGAGCUGAGCUGCCGUGGGCUCCAGGCGCCUGCGCUCCUCGGCCAGGGCUGCGCCAUGGGCAUGGCAAGGGGAACGCUCUCCUGGGGCUGGCUCCCCCCAGCCACCACAGCAGUAAUCGGCUUGGGCACGUGACUCCUGCUCACUGAUUGUGAGAUUAGACCAAACUGGAUUGAACAGCCCGCCUGGCAGCUGGCCUCGCCACCCAGGGCUGGGGCUGGCACAGCCCCGAGGGGUGCAGCAUCGUGGUACCCACCACUGGGCAGGGAUGUGACGCAGACAUCACUGUGUUGAGGUGCUCCAGGGCCCCCCAAAUGGCUCAGUGCUGGGCUGGGAGGCACUGAUGCCACUGUCGCGGGGACCUGUGGCACCAGGCUGCAGGGACAGGGCAUGUCAUCCACUUCUCUCUAGCAAAAGGCAGUCUCAGCCUGUACCCGAGCCCAUCCCUCUGCCUUUGCAGCGGGAGGUAAAAUGCAGUUGGCCUGACAUUUGGAAAGUGAGGGAGGGUGUGCUGCCCCGCUCCCGGCUGGGACACCCACGACUCCAGGGUGCCCAGCCCUCCCCGCCAGCUGGCACGGUGGGUGCGCAUCCUGCCCUCCCCUCCCGGGCCUCCUUCCCAAAGGCGGGCAGGAGCCCUGCGCCUCCCCUCGUGACUGCGAUAAACAUUACACGGAGGCCGUUAAUGUUUAAUGAGGUUUGUCCCCCAAUUAACGUGCUUUCCCGUGGGUGCCUGCUGCCAGAGCGAGGUGCCUGCUGGACGACACACCAACACGAUGGGUGAUGAGCAAGCACCUGAGCAGAGCCCAGACAGGUUCAGCUAUGACUAUGAGACCAUCCGCAAUGGGGGGCUGAUCUUCGCCGUCGUGGCUUUUGUUGUCGGGCUCCUCAUCAUCCUCAGCCGGCGGUUCCACUGUGGCAGGAAGAAGAGGAGACAAGGAAACGAGGAAGACCUGUAGCUGCAGAGCUGACAUGCCGCCACGGAAGCAAACCUCCAUCCGAAGCAGAGAAGCCCUUGCCAAAGGCCACCCCUCACCCCGCUCCAGUGGAUCCGUUACCCUGCUCACCCCAGGCAAAGCCGGAACGCAAAUUGCCCUUGUGCUUUCCCCUCUGUUAGAUUCAGCAAAAGUUUCUUGGCUAAUAAAGUUCAAGCUGAGAGAGGUUAAA
Falco peregrinus (peregrine falcon) is the source of this 1552-nucleotide messenger RNA. It is a transcript of the gene FXYD2, whose product is annotated as FXYD domain containing ion transport regulator 2. Gene Ontology annotation, molecular function: sodium channel regulator activity. Gene Ontology annotation, cellular component: membrane. Lineage: Eukaryota; Metazoa; Chordata; Aves; Falconiformes; Falconidae. Gene Ontology annotation, biological process: regulation of sodium ion transmembrane transporter activity; monoatomic ion transport. The record is from RefSeq and is a predicted model, not a curated record. The transcript has 6 exons. Bases 1078 to 1344 code for a protein of 88 amino acids.